GCAGGCGCGGGCCGGGUCGGGGGCGGGGCCACGAUAAGGCGGUGGCGGCGGCGCGGCGCGGGGACUCUAGGCGGCGGCGGCUGCUCGCGCCCGCGCCCUCCUCGCACCCGAGCGCCCCCCGAGAGCGACCCCCGCCCCCAGGCCCAGGCCCAGGCCCGAACCUAGCGGGUGCCGUGUCUCCUCCCGGGGCCUCCAUCGCCGCCCGAGGGCCAUGUUCCAGGCUGCAGGAGCCGCCCAGGCGACCCCUUCUCAUGAAACCAAAGGGAGUGGCGGGGGCAGCACUGUCCAGCGGUCCAAGUCCUUCAGCCUCCGCGCCCAGGUGAAGGAGACCUGUGCCGCCUGCCAGAAGACCGUGUACCCCAUGGAGCGGCUGGUGGCCGACAAGCUCAUCUUCCACAACUCCUGCUUCUGCUGCAAGCACUGUCGCACCAAGCUGAGCCUGGGCAGCUACGCAGCUCUGCACGGAGAAUUCUACUGCAAACCCCACUUCCAGCAGCUGUUUAAGAGCAAAGGCAACUAUGAUGAAGGCUUUGGCCGGAAGCAGCACAAGGAGCUCUGGGCUCACAAGGAGGUGGACCCUGGCACCAAGACAACCUGAAACCCCUCUGGCCUCCUUGGCGAGAGGGCUUGGAGGGGGGGGCAGUGGGAAGGGUGGGGGAGAGGUUGGAGCUGGGUGCGGGUGGGGGGCAGGGAGGGAAGGGGACCACGUGGCCAUCGUGCUCAGGAAGGAGUGGGGGCAGUGCUGGCCGACUCCCUCCCUCUCCACGGUGGGGUGGGUGCGUCUGGGAACCGGGGUUGUGGGUUUGCUCACCCUGCACUUCCUGCCUUUCAGCCCACCCCGCCUCAGCCCAUGGCCUCCCCGGAGAGGCCCGCAGCCGAGUCCCUUUCUAGGUGCCUUUUCUCCGGCAAGGAGUCCGCAUGCCCCCCUCAGGGUCCCAGCUCCCUCACUGCCCCACGGCUCCCAUCUACCUCUGCCCUUAGCCUGCUCCUGAGCCACGGAGACUGCAGGAAGUAGAGCCAGUGCCCAGCGGGAGUGGGGGGCAGCUGGACCGCAGCACCUGCCGCCCCCUCCCCGCAAGCCUAGGCGGCAGGGCGACUUGGGGACCAUCUCGCACCUCCGGAGUAAGCAGCAAGUAGGGGCGGAUGCUGAAGCACCGCCUGAACCCACAGAUUGGCAGGGCUGGUGGCAGCCAUGCUGCGCCCCCUCUCCUCCCUCGUUUCUGCCAAUUCUGACUGUUGUGAUAAAACCCCGUUUUAAAACAUGUUUGAAUAUAUCCAGA
This is a messenger RNA of Sorex fumeus (smoky shrew), 1280 nucleotides long. RefSeq names its product LIM domain containing 2 (gene LIMD2). Gene Ontology annotation, biological process: actin filament bundle assembly. NCBI's taxonomy places the organism in Eukaryota, Metazoa, Chordata, Mammalia, Eulipotyphla, Soricidae. The coding region runs from base 212 to 598 and encodes 128 amino acids. Gene Ontology annotation, cellular component: actin cytoskeleton; plasma membrane. The transcript is spliced from 5 exons. Gene Ontology annotation, molecular function: actin filament binding. The record is from RefSeq and is a predicted model, not a curated record.